Messenger RNA from Colletotrichum destructivum, 2748 nucleotides. RefSeq lists its product as uncharacterized. The transcript is spliced from 3 exons. The coding region runs from base 1676 to 2464 and encodes 262 amino acids. NCBI's taxonomy places the organism in Eukaryota, Fungi, Ascomycota, Sordariomycetes, Glomerellales, Glomerellaceae. The record is from RefSeq and is a predicted model, not a curated record.
CUCUCUCCUCGGACACUUCUGGCAUCUCCCACAUUUUGCCAUCGCCGGCGGUCACCUCCGCUGUUGUGCAUUAAGUUGACGAUAAGAAGAAAGGAGAUUGGAGCUAGUCCGGAAGCAGGGGGUUUGGCCCCGGACAAUGUAGUCGUAGAGCUCGCAAGAAGUUGUUGGGAACCAUAGACGGUCUUCAAGGCCCUUUGCAAUAUGCCAAAGCCACACCAAAUGCUUCGCAAGACAGGCCAUCUAGAGGGAACCGUCUUUUCCCUUGCCGAGGUACGACUAAGUACCUAAGAAACAAGUGUGUAAAUCUAUCCAAGUCCAGCCUCGUGUGUGCGGCGUAUUAACUUUAUUGGAAAUAGAAAUGAUGACAGAUGGAUUACUUUUUGAUUCCCGAGCUCACUCAGCUCGAGGUACGGUAGGUACGGAAACGUAACAUCUUGUUUCACUGGUUAUUCCAUCGCCAAUUUCCCUCCGUAGCUUCCAAUGGCAUGCUGUGUUACCUCCCGAGGCCAAGUCUAAUCGUCCGAUGUAGCUAUCUACUGGGUCGCUUGGUAAUUUGGUGGUGAACACACAUCAAAGAGCCACAUAAGUUUCGUCGCGCAUAGCCUAUCUCAAGCCGCCGUCGCCAUCCUUGGUCGACCUGUGGGCCAUGAGGUGUUACACCACCCGCUCACGUGCCGCCGCUUUCCCCAACAGCCUUCCGCCCCUUCUUACGAUCGGAACUCUUGAAGCUCGGUCCAGUGGGGAAGGUGCAUUUCGUUCAGCGAAGCUCCCCGCAUCCGGUGCAAAGAGGACGAUGACGUGAAGCCAAAAAAGCUCGUUCUAUCCAGCCAACGGUAAGCUGCAACAGCGGCUUCUAUCGCAACGACGAUCCCUGUUUGGAUCUGGCUAGCUGUGGCGCUUGGAGCCCUUUUUGCUCCUGUUCAGUGGUGAACUCUCCCUCCCUCCCUUUCAUGAUCAAGACGUGGACAGGACAAGAUAGGAGGAUGCUCCCAGUAAAACCACCAGAAGAGCAAGAUGAGGACUGUCACGGCCAGUUUACAGCCGCUGGUCUUAUCUGGCGAUCCAAUUCUCGUCAUAUUGCUGCGUCCCUCACAUGUCCGAAAUUCCCCGUCACCUGCACCGUCCCUCUUGCGGCAGUUCAGAUAUCCUAUCCUAACUUGCCAAGCCGCUCACCUACCCAGACACUGCAUUACUACUAAGGUAGCCAGCCAGUUUGUACGCUCCCUCGCCAUGGAAAUCCAUGCACCCGGUCACCGCCGUGCUUUGAGCGAGGAUAUCCACCCCUCACGUCAAAGCCUAUCGGCUUCUGAACUACAGACGCCGCUCACGAUUGUAAGUCAGCUGAAGGGGGGUUCGUUAUUUCGACUCGACCUGUUCCUAGUCUCCAAGCGGUUCUCUAUCACAUAUCUCAAUUGUCCGGUUUCGUUCCAUCCACGCUGCCCUUCAUUCCAUCGCUACCCGCCUCCAAGACUUCUCAUCCUCUGCUCUGCUGCAAUGUACUGCCUGGAUCUCAGCUGCGUGACGUUGGCUUGAACAUCACGACGUUGUGGGCAAUACACGUCUCGACUUUGACCACGAGCAUGGAUUAUCUGGGAGAACCCACCUCAUCACUGCCCAUACCACGUCGUUACCUGGAUUGAGGGACGCGUCGAGAAGGACAAGGCAAGUCAAGCAGAUGUCCGGACGGCGAGACACCAUGCGAGAGAGGACACCAGCAGCGAGUGAACACUGGGUGGACUGCCGAUAUGCACCCAGGAUUGUCCAGACGACCUCUCCUACAGUACAGCGGCUCGGACAUCUGCACCUUUGCCCGUCGCGGCAGCCCACAACGGGACCAGGCCCGCAUCGCCUAACUCUCCUCAACCUCCCUUACGAGCUUCGCCUAGACAUUUACGAGCUCCUGCUCCUGGCCCCAGACCCAAUCAUCGUGUCCAGCCACAGACGCCAACUGCGUGUGAAGAUUGAGCCGCCAGAGCACCGGAUCGCCUAUCAGCGUGCCCCUCGGCCAAGGCCCCGUGUCGUGACACUCACCUCCAAAAAACCCCACGUCGAUAUUUUGCAGACGUGCAAGCAGGUCAACCAUGAAGCCACUCCCCUCCUCUACCGUGGGAAUGACUUUAUCGUCGGCCUAAGACUCGGUGGGAGGAGAGUAACGAGAAUUGAGCCCGCAGACCUGGCGGGCUUCUUCCUCUGCUCUCUGCGCCCUACUACGUUACUCCAUCUAUCCUCCAUGAACUUUAGAGGUGCCUGCCAGUGCGACCAAUGGCUCUCCCUGCCUGCUACAGCUGGUUAUUCCGUUACUGGCAAUGAGCUUGUUAGCGUAUGCCCUGAUGCUUGGGACUACCACCAGAUGGUGUACUUGAUCAUCAGCAACGCUCUGUGGAAUCUUGAGAAAGACUUCAGGAGGCUUAGGAUUUGUGCAUUUUGCAACGCCAGCAGCCAUGGCCAGCACUACAUCUACUAGUUGAUCUGGUGGUUCAGAGGUUGCUUAGGCCGGCUCUUGUAUCCUGCUGACGUCACAAGUCAGACGAAUGAGAGUGCGCGAACGAUGUAAAUAUCAAUCCGGGCAUCGUAGGUCAGCUCUGCCCUAGCGCUCUGGGAGAUGGCUGUCGUCUACUCGUAAUCAAAGAUCAUCCUCAUGAUAAACACAGUACUCUAUCCGUUGUUCAAGUUCCGAAUGUUCCAGCCGCGUUCUUUGUAUUUCUUGUGCCGUCCACGUCGUCUGGUCCGAGUUCUCCCGUUCUAAUC